This is a messenger RNA of Etheostoma cragini (Arkansas darter), 3871 nucleotides long. RefSeq names its product calsyntenin-2-like. The transcript is spliced from 17 exons. Bases 413 to 3244 code for a protein of 943 amino acids. The record is from RefSeq and is a predicted model, not a curated record. Gene Ontology annotation, molecular function: X11-like protein binding; amyloid-beta binding; kinesin binding. Gene Ontology annotation, biological process: homophilic cell-cell adhesion; positive regulation of synapse assembly; positive regulation of synaptic transmission. Gene Ontology annotation, cellular component: cell surface; postsynaptic membrane. NCBI's taxonomy places the organism in Eukaryota, Metazoa, Chordata, Actinopteri, Perciformes, Percidae.
CCUGAAUAGAUUUCUCUCCUCCCCGUGACGUCGUGCGGUCUGGUCCUGGGGUGCUUUGCUCUCCGGUCCCGUCUCAGCAGAAACCACUUCAGUUGCUGCCUCGUCCGUCCAUCCCCACAACCAGCGUGCAACGUGCGCGUUACGGUGCGGCGAGGUGCGUUACGGGCACCUUCCCUUCUUCUGCUUCUACUCCACGCUGCCUGUCUUGUCCCACAUAUCACUGAACUGUUUCCACACUACGCUUGGAGAGAGAGAGAAGAGAGAGAGAACCUGAGGCGUUGAAUAAGUAGGGAGAGGGCGGAAAGGAGAAGGGCAUAGAGAAAGAGAGAGAGUGAGAGAAGAAAAAGAAAGAGAAGAGGAGACAGGUCGCCCUAGUCGCUCUACUUCCCUGAGCUGAAAAUCUACCGAGAAGAUGCUGAGACUAGCCGGCGUGUUGGCUGUAGUGGCUCUGGGGUUGAGCGCCGCUCACACCAAAGUAAAUAAACACAAACCCUGGAUUGAAACAUCAUACCAUGGGGUGAUCACUGAAAACACUGACGUUGUUCUGCUAGAUCCUCCUCUGGUGGCCCUGGACAAAGACGCUCCCAUCCCCUACGCAGGGGAGAUCUGUGCAUUCAACAUCCACGGGCUGGAGGCUCCGUUCGAGGCAGUGGUGCUCAACGGUACGUCUGGCGAGGGCCAGCUGAGGGCCAGCGGCUUGGUGGAUUGCGAGGUGCAGAAGGAAUACACCUUUAUCAUCCAGGCUCAUGACUGCGGAUCUGGCCCCGGGGGCACGGAGGGCAAAAAGUCCCAUAAGGCUGUGGUGCAUAUUCAAGUCAACGAUGUGAAUGAGUUUGCCCCGGUGUUUCGGGAGCCUCAGUACCGAGCCGCGGUGACGGAGGGCAAGAUUUAUGACAGCAUCCUGCAGGUGGAGGCCACUGACCAGGACUGCUCCCCACAGUACAGCCAGAUCUGUAACUACCAGAUAACCACCACCAAUACACCCUUCGCCAUAGAUCGCAACGGUAACAUCCGUAACACUGAGAAGCUAAGCUACGACCGGCAGCAGCUGUACAAGAUCCAGGUCACGACCUGGGACUGCGGCCAGAAGAGAGCCUUGCACAGCGUCCCUGUCCACAUUGACGUCAAGCCUGUCUGCAAGCCUGGCUGGCAAGAUUGGAGUAAGCGAGUGGACUAUGAGCCAGGAACAGGAAGUAAGCAGCUGUUUCCUAAAAUGCACCUGGAGACCUGUGGCGGACCACUUUCGUCAGUGAGGACCACAGUGGAGCUACAGACCAGUCACAUUGGAAAAGGCUGUGACCGCGAGACCUAUUCUGAGAAAUCUCUACAGAAACUCUGUGGGGCCUCCUCGGGCAGCACUGACCUUCUGCCUGCCCCCAGUGCUGCCACCAACUGGACAGCUUCCCUUGUGACUGACAGUGGCAGGGACAGUGACUUGAUCUUCAGGUUUGAUGGUCAUCAGGCAGCUAAAAUCCCAGACUGGGUGGUACCCCAGAAUCUGACAGACCAGUUCACCAUAGCAACCUGGAUGAAGCAUGGACCCAGUCCUGGUCUCAGAGCCGAGAAGGAGACUCUACUCUGUAACUCUGACAAGACCGAGAUGAACCGUCAUCACUAUUCCCUGUAUGUCCAUAACUGCCGCCUGGUGUUCCUGCUGAGGAGAGACUUCACCCAGGUGGACACCUUCAGACCGGCUGAGUUCCACUGGAAACUGGAGCAGAUCUGCGACAAGGAGUGGCAUUACUACGUCAUCAACGUGGAGUUCCCGGUGGUGACGCUCUAUGUGGACGGAGUAACCUACGACCCCUACCUGGUGACUGACGACUGGCCCAUCCACCCCUCACAGAUUGAUGUCCAGCUCACAGUCGGUGCCUGCUGGCAAGGUGGGGAGGUGACCAAGCCUCGGUUCACCCAGUACUUCCGGGGCAGCCUUUCUGGAUUGACCAUCCGACCGGGGAAAAUCGAAAGUCAGAAAGUCAUUUCCUGUCUGCAGGCCUGCAAAGAAGGACUGGACAUCAACUCCCUCGAGAGUCUGGAUAAGAGCAUAAAGUUCCACUUUAACCCAGCACAGUCUAUAUUGGUAAUGGAGGGAGAGGACUUGGAAAACAUGAAUGCUGCUGUGAAGAAAGUUUCCUACAUAAACUCUCGUCAGUUUCCCACGCCAGGUAUCCGACGUCUGCACAUCUCCACUGCCGUCCAGUGUUUUGGGGAAGACACUUGUAUCACCAUCCCAGACAUUGAUGCAGUGGUGAUGGUGUUGCAGCCCAGUGAGCCCAGGAUAACCAUCACUGGAGUGGAGAGACUGUAUCAUCCAGCCUCCGACCUCAGAGCGCCAGGCGGCACAGCUCUGUUCCAGGACCUCCACAUCAUCAGCACGGUCACCAGGGCAGACGCCACCGCACACCACACAGAGCAUCGACCCGGGGUGCUGGAGGAGAUUAUUCAUAACUUGGACUACUGUGAUGUCCUGGUCUUGGGAGAGGAGCUAGUGCCAGAGCAGGAGUCUCUCCAACUACAGCGCCGCGCUCUGCUCGGAAAACACCUCGACGCCACGAACUCCACUUCUGGCAUGUCCAUAUAUGGUGUAGACUCCAUGUCCAACUAUGAACAGGUGAUCCGACAGGUGCGUUACUAUAACUGGCGUCCUGGACAACUAACCGAGAGAAGGUUUCGCCUCACCUGCUCGGAGCUCAAUGGACGCUACACCAGCAAUGAGUUCAACCUCGAGGUGAGCGUUCUGCACAGUUCAGAAGCAGGGGAACGUGUCAAUCACAUGGUAGCCCCGCCUCAGUACAUGCAGGUGGUCCACCAUCCGUCCAUGAUUCAUGACCUGUACCCCAGCCACAGCUCAGCGAUGCCGAGUGCUGCCACCGUGGUAAUUGUGAUGUGUAUAGCUGCUCUGGUGGUGGUUGUGGUGCUGGGCAUCUAUCGCGUCCAUCUGACCCACCAGCAGGAGGUCAGACUGGCAGAGACAGCCAAAGAGGCAGACGUGACCUGGGAUGACUCGGCUCUGACGAUCACGGUCAACCCGAUGGAGAACCUGGAGGAGACCCAGGCUGUAGAGGAGGAGGCCAGUGAGGAGGAGGACGAAGAAGAAGAGGAGGAGGAAGAUGAUGAGGAGGAGGAUGACAUCACCAGCGCUGAGUCAGACGACAGCGAGGAGGAAGUGGACGUCCAGCUACCCAGGAUGCACCGUCCGAACAAGAAGGGUCAAAAGUGGGACAAAACAACGAUAUCUUAUUGAAAACACACAGUAACUCACACGCGCACACACAUUCUGCAACACGUUCAUAUUGUAACCUCAAAAUCAGAUGGUUGAAACAAAAAGACUUUAUGUGAUGUUGAUCUAAAAUGAGGUAAUAUCUCCCCCUACUGGAAGACUUCACUGAAAUACACAUUGUGCAAUGAUUUAACCUUGUCAAAAAAAGUCCCGUUUUAUACAACUGCUAAGAAAAAACAUGACACUCAAGCUGCUUGUCAAUCAAAUGACUUUCAUUAUUCUUAAAGGGACAGCUCGCCAAUUUCGGUCCUCCCCUGAGAGCUAUCAUCUCUCUCCCAUUACAGUCUGCACCACAACUACGAUCUUUAGUGAAAUGAAGUGGUUGGAAUCUCAAGUUGUCGAUGAAACCCUGCACCGUACGUUCAGUUAGAUGUGACACCUGUUCCACAGUGAGAUUUCUGAUGUCCCAUGAAAAUGCAAAACAGUCUUUAUUUACUGUAAGAAAACUGAGUUGCAAAAGUAAAGAAACUGACUAUUUUUUUGGUUGGUAUACUUUAUGUUAUUUAUCAGUCUUUAUUCUAGCCUAUGUGGCACAGCCAGGUGAUUUUACAGAAAUAGCAUAUUUUCAAUGGUACUCAAAAAAAAAAAAAA